GAAAACUUUAAUUUUUAUACCCUUAUUAAGGUUGAAGGAUUUGGCAACUCUGGAAACUUUAAACAUCACUUUAUUGAUAGGUGUUCCCACUAAUUAUGUUACAUACAGUAUACGUUUCUUUUGGCCAAUAGAUCCAUCGUUUGGUUCCACCUCAGAAAUUGCGUCCUGUAGCUACGAAGCGAGAUCUCUUGGCGUCAAGAAUGGAAUGUGGCUAGGACAAGCUCGACAGUUGUGUCCAGCUCUUGUGUGUGUUCCGUAUCAAUUUGAUGAAUACCGUCAAGUCUCACAACAGCUGUAUGAAAUUCUCGCUAGUUAUACGCACGAAAUACAAGCUGUAAGCUGUGAUGAGGCUUUUGUUGAUCUCGCAAAUUACAUCGAAACAGGUCAGUUAUGUGUCUAUAGAUUGUUGAUGCUGAUAUAAUCAUGAAUUUAAUUAAGGCUUGUUGGCGGCUCAAAGAGAUUCAGAAUGCGCAGCCAUUUGGUAUGUUCCCCCAUUCAUAUAAGAGAAACAAGUUCAAGUUUAUAUUAAAAUUUUAUUAAAAUGCGGGACUAUUUCACUAAUAAAACGAACGGUUUAGAAAUAAUGGUACUCAUAACUCAUAAGGCAAACAAAAAUAUGUGGGUUUCCGGUUUCCGACCCUACCUACCUUUUGGACGUCGAUAUCCCGACCCUAAACUUUUUUAUUGGAUCAUGCUUGUAAGUGUUUCCACUUAGAGGAAAAAGUUUGUGGAAAAUUGAAAUUUGAGGCAAUGUUAGGGAAAUUUAUCUUUGGAUGUGGAAGCACUGACUAAACAAAAUGGCGUCCGGUUGUUCGGAAAAUAAAAAAGUUAAAACCGACCUGCCCUACCUACGUUUUUAUAAGAAGAAACCGGAAACCCACAUUUUUUUUGCCUAAUGGUCAUUGAACUGCAUGAGUGCAUGGAGUGCAAUUUGGUCUGAAUUCUAACGCGCAGUGGCGAAAGUAGCCAUAGCAACAGGUGAUUCUAUUUGCAUCUUUCAAAGCUUUAGAAAGGUAUUGUUUUUAAACUCUUUAGAUGCAGGUUUAUUAUUAGCAUUGCAUGACCAGUAGCCAUGUCAAGGCUUCGCCACUGCAAAUUCGUGGUUUUAAAACUGCACGACCGCGAAGCGGGAUUACAAUUUGUCAUCACAAGUUUGAUUUCAGACCAAAAUCGCGCGACACAAAGUGGGCUUAAACCAAACAUAAACUUAUUGUUAACUGAUAGGGACUAUCUCUGCCACUCACGCGUGUCAAAAACUCGUGUUUGGAAUUUGAACACUUCACAUGUUAAAUUUUCAUUAUUAUAUGCAAUCCAUUUCACAUACGUGAAAUCAACGUGUGUAUAAUUUGAACACUUCACAUGUGACGCUUUCAUAUGUGAAACAGUAGACAACAUAUAUGAGAUUUCAUAAAUGGGAUUUCAUUAUGAAACUUAUGAAAAGCCAAAAGGCCUUAUGAAAAGUGCUUUAUUCGUAUGAGACGUCAUUUCAAAUCCGACUAUGAGGGCUGGACUAGAUUUCAAGUCCUUGCAUUUUGAUCCAAUUAUCGGCUUCGCCUCGGACCGGGGUUCGAAUUCUAGCCCAGUCCUCAUAGCCGGAUUUGAAAUCUUAGUUAAAUCAUUGAAAUGAAUAUAACUGGAACGCUACCUUCAGAUAAACUGCCUAUCUUUUUAUUAAAGCCAAAUCUGACUCCCAAAGACCCAACCACGCGUGUUUAUGUCUCACGGCACAUUUUUAUCGUAGAAAAAUGCUCUUUCAAUAAACAAUUAUUCGAAAAAACUAAAAAUCUACGAGGAGGUCUACAAGGAAGUUUUACCUGAAUAAAUGCAUUAACAGAAGGCUUUGAGCGCUGUUAAAAAGCUUUUUUGUAAAUUUUAAUCCGGUUUUCAAGGAUACAUAUUCAUGUUACGUUGACGGAUUGACCGCGCUCUUAGCAUGCGUGAAAAGACUGGGACUGGCUUUUAAGUUUGGCUUCAAAUUUCCAGGAGGAGGUAGAGUUCUAGUCAUUUGGAUUCCUUAAAUUUUACGACACGAUUAGCAAUUACAAACGGACGCCACCAAAAUUUCAAAUUUGGAAUUCUACAUGUGAAACAGUGAAUUUCGAAAGGAAACCUUUUCAUACCUCACUUCCAAGUAUUAGUUUAUCAUUAUUAUUAUUUAAAAUUAUUUAUACACGGUAGCUUAUCAAUCUAUCUAUAUCAAUAUAAAAUAAGGAAUAUAUUAUUCUUCUAAGUAUCAAAAUAAUACUUAAAAAGUUUGCUAUUUAAAGUGAGGUGAAUUAAUUUUGAUGCAAUCUAAGGACUGAAAUAAUUUUGAUGAAAUAAUUUUUAAUCUAGGACUGGAUCAUUAUAUUUCUCCAUGCAGGUACCCAGUAUUAUCUUGUGAGAAUAAUAAAGCAAUAUAUUGUUGGCUAAUUUACUCAUGAAUUAUUCGUGAGUUUGAGAUGCUCGCUUCAAUUUAGGCUAUGGUCCGCUCUGUAGCUCGCACUGCACAGAUAUCAAACUUAGAUCGCGAUCCUAAAACAAAAAUCUCAUUUGUUUCUUUGUUAUAGAAUGCCUCACAGCAUUAGAAGUUGCCCAGAUUAUUCGAGAAGAAAUAAAGACGAAAACAAACUGUCCGGCUUCCGCUGGUAUUGCUUCAAAUAUAUUGCUGGCUCGAAUGUGUACAAAGGUGGCCAAACCCAAUGGACAGUUUCAUUUACAAGAUGAUGACACCGCCGACUUUAUUGGUAUGUAUUUUACUCUAUUUUUGUAUCCCUAA
Paramuricea clavata is the source of this 2758-nucleotide messenger RNA. Lineage: Eukaryota; Metazoa; Cnidaria; Anthozoa; Malacalcyonacea; Plexauridae. The record is from the annotation of a GenBank genome assembly.